Panicum virgatum (switchgrass) is the source of this 602-nucleotide messenger RNA. RefSeq names its product putative F-box/LRR-repeat protein 23. The transcript has a single exon. NCBI's taxonomy places the organism in Eukaryota, Viridiplantae, Streptophyta, Magnoliopsida, Poales, Poaceae. The record is from RefSeq and is a predicted model, not a curated record. The coding region runs from base 48 to 548 and encodes 166 amino acids.
UGAAUCCCAAUUAUAUUCCAACAUGCCCAGCAUGAACGAAUUUGACAAUGUCAUGCAGGUCGCCGGCUCUGAAGGCCCUCGGCCUCGUCUCGUGCGGUGGUGUCUCUAACGAAGGGUUCACGCAGCUGAUCAAUAAGUGCCCACUGCUAGAGGACCUCCUGCUUGUGUUCUGCCACAACGUCGGUGGCCGUGACGUCUACGAGGCUACCGGCCGGGCAUGCCCGCAGCUCAGGCGCUUCAGGCUACGCAAGAGGGCGUUCUGCUUCCACGGUAGCGGGGAAGCGCUCGGGGUCGCGGCCAUGCACGGGCUGCGGACCCUUGCCCUCCUCGGGAGCGACGUCACCAACGACGAGCUCGCCUCCGUCCUCGACGGCUGCCCUCACCUGGAGCUUCUCCACCUGAGUGAUGACUGCUUCAACAUCGGCGCCGACGACGCGCUGCGGGCGAGGUGCGCCAGAAUCAAGUCGCUGGUGCUUCCUCCCCUCCAUCGCGAGAUUGAUGAUGGGGACUACUACGAGAUUGAUGUUGUCGGCUCCGACUCCGAUUGAGACAUGUGAUCCUUAGCCUUACUACUGCUGCUGGCCUGCUGCUGCUGUGGUAUA